AUGCCGGCCAACUCCGAGAAGCAGCACUUGUCCAUCGUCAUCUGCGGCCAUGUCGACAGUGGCAAGAGCACCACCACGGGGCGCCUCAUCUUCGAGCUGGGUGGCCUGCCGGAGCGUGAGCUGGAGAAGCUGAAGGCGGAGGCGGAUCGUUUGGGCAAGGGCUCUUUCGCAUUUGCCUUCUUCAUGGACCGUCAGAAAGAAGAGCGUGAGCGUGGUGUGACCAUCUCCUGCACCACCAAGGAGUUCUUUACCGAGAAGUGGCAUUAUACGAUCAUCGAUGCCCCCGGUCACCGUGACUUCAUCAAGAACAUGAUUACGGGCGCCUCGCAGGCUGACGUGGCACUGAUCAUGGUCCCGGCCGAUGGCAAUUUUACCACCGCCAUCGCGAAGGGUAACCACAAGGCCGGGGAGAUCCAGGGCCAGACUCGGCAGCACUCCCGACUCAUCAACUUGCUGGGAGUGAAGCAGAUCUGCAUCGGCGUGAACAAGAUGGACUGCGACACCGCAGGCUACAAGCAGGCCAGGUACGAUGAGAUCGCCAACGAGAUGAAGAGCAUGCUGGUGAAGGUGGGCUGGAAGAAAGACUUCAUUGAGAAGAACACCCCGGUGAUGCCCAUCUCCGGUUGGAUGGGGGACAACCUCCUGAAGAAGUCCGACAACAUGGCCUGGUGGAAGGGCCAGGAUGUGGAGGUUGGCAGCGAGACCAUCCACGUGGACACGGUGUACGACGUGCUCGACAAGAUGUGCCGAGUGCCGGAGCGUCCCGUGAGCGCACCCAUGCGCAUGCCCAUCUCCGGCAUCUACAAGAUCAAGGGCGUGGGUGAUGUGCUUGCAGGACGUGUGGAGCAGGGCGUGGUGAAGCCUGGUGAGGAGGUGGUGUUCCUGCCCACCCACACCGCCUCCAACCCUUGCACCGGCAAGGUGUUCACUGUGGAGAUGCACCACCAGCGUGUGGACUUCGCGAACCCAGGUGACAACGUGGGAUUGAACAUCAAGGGCCUGGACAAGAACAACAUGCCGCGAUCCGGGGACGUGAUGGUCUACAAGAAGGACACCACCCUGGGCCAGACCAAGGAAUUCGAUGCGCAAAUUCAGGUCCUGGACAUCCCCAACGAGAUCAAGGUGGGCUACUCCCCCAUCGGCUUUGUGCGCUGCGGCCGCGCCGCGUGCCGCGUGUCCGCGCUGAAGUGGAAGAUGGGCAAGGAGACGGGUGGCAAGAAGAUGGAGGACCCUCACUCCCUCAAGUCCAACGAGAUGGCUCAGUGCAGCUUCCAGCCCCAGCAGCCUCUGGUGUGCGACACCUUCAAGAACUGCGAGGGCUUGUCUCGCGUGGCUUUCAUGGAUGGCAAUGGCGUGGUGAUGCUCGGCAAGGUGGUGAGCUGCGAGCGCAAGGGUGAGGACGACAAGGGCGGCCAUGUCGACAGUGGCAAGAGCACCACCACGGGGCGCCUCAUCUUCGAGCUGGGUGGCCUGCCGGAGCGUGAGCUGGAGAAGCUGAAGGCGGAGGCGGAUCGUUUGGGCAAGGGCUCUUUCGCAUUUGCCUUCUUCAUGGACCGUCAGAAAGAAGAGCGUGAGCGUGGUGUGACCAUCUCCUGCACCACCAAGGAGUUCUUUACCGAGAAGUGGCAUUACACGAUCAUCGAUGCGCCUGGUCACCGAGACUUCAUCAAGAACAUGAUUACGGGCGCCUCGCAGGCUGACGUGGCACUGAUCAUGGUCCCGGCCGAUGGCAAUUUUACCACCGCCAUCGCGAAGGGUAACCACAAGGCCGGAGAGAUCCAGGGCCAGACUCGGCAGCACUCCCGACUCAUCAACUUGCUGGGAGUGAAGCAGAUCUGCAUCGGCGUGAACAAGAUGGACUGCGACACUGCGGGCUACAAGCAGGCCAGGUACGAUGAGAUCGCCAACGAGAUGAAGAGCAUGCUGGUGAAGGUGGGCUGGAAGAAGGACUUCAUCGAGAAGAACACUCCGGUGAUGCCCAUCUCCGGUUGGAUGGGGGACAACCUCCUGAAGAAGUCCGACAACAUGGGCUGGUGGAAGGGCCAGGAUGUGGAGGUUGGCAGUGAGACCAUCCACGUGGACACCGUGUACGACGUGCUCGACAAGAUGUGCCGAGUGCCGGAGCGUCCCGUGAGCGCACCCAUGCGCAUGCCCAUCUCCGGCAUCUACAAGAUCAAGGGCGUGGGUGAUGUGCUUGCAGGCCGUGUGGAGCAGGGUGUGGUGAAGCCUGGUGAGGAGGUGGUGUUCCUGCCCACCCACACCGCCUCCAACCCUUGCACCGGCAAGGUGUUCACUGUGGAGAUGCACCACCAGCGUGUGGACUUCGCGAACCCGGGUGACAACGUGGGAUUGAACAUCAAGGGCCUGGACAAGAACAACAUGCCGCGAUCAGGGGACGUGAUGGUCUACAAGAAGGACACCACCCUGGGCCAGACCAAGGAGUUCGAUGCCCAGAUCCAGGUCCUGGACAUCCCCAACGAGAUCAAGGUGGGCUACUCACCCAUCGGCUUCGUGCGUUGCGGCCGCGCCGCGUGCCGCGUGUCCGCGCUCAAGUGGAAGAUGGGCAAGGAGACAGGCGGCAAGAAGAUGGAGGACCCUCACUCCCUCAAGUCCAACGAGAUGGCUCAGUGCAGCUUCCAGCCCCAGCAGCCUUUGGUGUGCGACACCUUCAAGAACUGCGAGGGCUUGUCUCGCGUGGCCUUCAUGGAUGGCAAUGGCGUGGUGAUGCUCGGCAAGGUGGUGAGCUGCGAGCGCAAGGGCGAGGACGACAAGGGCGGCAAGAAGAAAAAAAUGCCGGCCAACUCUGAGAAGCAGCACCUGUCCAUUGUCAUCUGCGGCUCGGAUGGUGUCUUUGGAGGCGGCCAUGUCGACAGUGGCAAGAGCACCACCACGGGGCGCCUCAUCUUCGAGCUGGGUGGCCUGCCGGAGCGUGAGCUGGAGAAGCUGAAGGCGGAGGCGGAUCGUUUGGGCAAGGGCUCUUUCGCAUUUGCCUUCUUCAUGGACCGUCAGAAAGAAGAGCGUGAGCGUGGUGUCACCAUCUCCUGCACCACCAAGGAGUUCUUUACCGAGAAGUGGCAUUACACGAUCAUCGAUGCCCCCGGUCACCGAGACUUCAUCAAGAACAUGAUUACGGGCGCCUCGCAGGCUGACGUGGCACUGAUCAUGGUCCCGGCCGAUGGCAAUUUUACCACCGCCAUCGCGAAGGGUAACCACAAGGCCGGAGAGAUCCAGGGCCAGACUCGGCAGCACUCCCGACUCAUCAACUUGCUGGGAGUGAAGCAGAUCUGCAUCGGCGUGAACAAGAUGGACUGCGACACCGCGGGCUACAAGCAGGCCAGGUACGAUGAGAUCGCCAACGAGAUGAAGAGCAUGCUGGUGAAGGUGGGCUGGAAGAAGGACUUCAUCGAGAAGAACACCCCGGUGAUGCCCAUCUCCGGUUGGAUGGGGGACAACCUCCUGAAGAAGUCCGACAACAUGGGCUGGUGGAAGGGCCAGGAUGUGGAGGUUGGCAGCGAGACCAUCCACGUGGACACCGUGUACGACGUGCUCGACAAGAUGUGCCGAGUGCCGGAGCGUCCCGUGAGCGCACCCAUGCGCAUGCCCAUCUCCGGCAUCUACAAGAUCAAGGGCGUGGGUGAUGUGCUUGCAGGCCGUGUGGAGCAGGGUGUGGUGAAGCCUGGUGAGGAGGUGGUGUUCCUGCCCACCCACACCGCCUCCAACCCUUGUACCGGCAAGGUGUUCACUGUGGAGAUGCACCACCAGCGUGUGGACUUCGCGAACCCGGGUGACAACGUGGGAUUGAACAUCAAGGGCCUGGACAAGAACAACAUGCCGCGAUCAGGGGACGUGAUGGUCUACAAGAAGGACACCACCCUGGGCCAGACCAAGGAGUUCGAUGCGCAAAUCCAGGUCCUGGACAUCCCCAACGAGAUCAAGGUGGGCUACUCACCCAUCGGCUUUGUGCGCUGCGGCCGCGCCGCGUGCCGCGUGUCCGCGCUCAAGUGGAAGAUGGGCAAGGAGACAGGCGGCAAGAAGAUGGAGGACCCUCACUCCCUCAAGUCCAACGAGAUGGCUCAGUGCAGCUUCCAGCCCCAGCAGCCUUUGGUGUGCGACACCUUCAAGAACUGCGAGGGCUUGUCUCGCGUGGCCUUCAUGGAUGGCAACGGCGUGGUGAUGCUCGGCAAGGUGGUGAGCUGCGAGCGCAAGGGUGAGGACGACAAGGGCGGCAAGAAGAAAACAAUGCCGGCCAACUCUGAGAAGCAGCACCUGUCCAUUGUCAUCUGCGGCCAUGUCGACAGUGGCAAGAGCACCACCACGGGGCGCCUCAUUUUCGAGCUGGGUGGCCUGCCGGAGCGUGAGCUGGAGAAGCUGAAGGCGGAGGCGGAUCGUUUGGGCAAGGGCUCUUUCGCAUUUGCCUUCUUCAUGGACCGUCAGAAAGAAGAGCGUGAGCGUGGUGUGACCAUCUCCUGCACCACCAAGGAGUUCUUUACCGAGAAGUGGCAUUACACGAUCAUCGAUGCCCCUGGUCACCGAGACUUCAUCAAGAACAUGAUUACGGGCGCCUCGCAGGCUGACGUGGCACUGAUCAUGGUCCCGGCCGAUGGCAAUUUUACCACCGCCAUCGCGAAGGGUAACCACAAGGCCGGAGAGAUCCAGGGCCAGACUCGGCAGCACUCCCGACUCAUCAACUUGCUGGGAGUGAAGCAGAUCUGCAUCGGCGUGAACAAGAUGGACUGCGACACCGCGGGCUACAAGCAGGCCAGGUACGAUGAGAUCGCCAACGAGAUGAAGAGCAUGCUGGUGAAGGUGGGCUGGAAGAAGGACUUCAUCGAGAAGAACACCCCGGUGAUGCCCAUCUCCGGUUGGAUGGGGGACAACCUCCUGAAGAAGUCCGACAACAUGGCCUGGUGGAAGGGCCAGGAUGUGGAGGUUGGCAGCGAGACCAUCCACGUGGACACCGUGUACGACGUGCUCGACAAGAUGUGCCGAGUGCCGGAGCGUCCCGUGAGCGCACCCAUGCGCAUGCCCAUCUCCGGCAUCUACAAGAUCAAGGGCGUGGGUGAUGUGCUUGCAGGCCGUGUGGAGCAGGGUGUGGUGAAGCCUGGUGAGGAAGUGGUGUUCCUGCCCACCCACACCGCCUCCAACCCUUGCACCGGCAAGGUGUUCACUGUGGAGAUGCACCACCAGCGUGUGGACUUCGCGAACCCCGGUGACAACGUGGGAUUGAACAUCAAGGGCCUGGACAAGAACAACAUGCCGCGAUCAGGGGACGUGAUGGUCUACAAGAAGGACACCACCCUGGGCCAGACCAAGGAGUUCGAUGCGCAAAUCCAGGUCCUGGACAUCCCCAACGAGAUCAAGGUGGGCUACUCACCCAUCGGCUUCGUGCGCUGCGGCCGCGCCGCGUGCCGCGUGUCCGCGCUCAAGUGGAAGAUGGGCAAGGAGACCGGCGGCAAGAAGAUGGAGGACCCUCACUCCCUCAAGUCCAACGAGAUGGCUCAGUGCAGCUUCCAGCCCCAGCAGCCUUUGGUGUGCGACACCUUCAAGAACUGCGAGGGCUUGUCUCGCGUCGCCUUCAUGGAUGGCAACGGCGUGGUGAUGCUCGGCAAGGUGGUGAGCUGCGAGCGCAAGGGUGAGGACGACAAGGGCGGCAAGAAGAAGUAA
This is a messenger RNA of Effrenium voratum, 5664 nucleotides long. NCBI's taxonomy places the organism in Eukaryota, Dinophyceae, Suessiales, Symbiodiniaceae. The record is from the annotation of a GenBank genome assembly.